This is a messenger RNA of Camponotus floridanus (Florida carpenter ant), 2474 nucleotides long. RefSeq names its product threonine--tRNA ligase, cytoplasmic (gene ThrRS). Bases 145 to 2286 code for a protein of 713 amino acids. Gene Ontology annotation, cellular component: cytoplasm. The record is from RefSeq and is a predicted model, not a curated record. Gene Ontology annotation, molecular function: threonine-tRNA ligase activity; ATP binding. The transcript is spliced from 5 exons. Gene Ontology annotation, biological process: threonyl-tRNA aminoacylation. Lineage: Eukaryota; Metazoa; Arthropoda; Insecta; Hymenoptera; Formicidae.
UCGUGUGACACGUUCAACAUGAGUGACAACGUGGUAGCCGACGUACAAAAUCUGAUUUUGUCCGAGGAUAAGGCAUGAAUUCCUUAACUUUACAUACACUUCGGCUUUUUUAACGGUUCUUUGUUCCUUGAUAUUAAGACUACUAUGUUGACGAGUUUUCGCGUUUGUAGGACCGUUUACUGCGGUACUAAGUGGACACAUGCUCGGACAAAGUCGAUGAAAGCAAAGAAGAAAAAUGCUGUGGUGGAAAAGUCUAUAUCUGAACUUAAUCCUUGGCCCUCAUUCAUUCAGGAUCGUCUUGUAUUGUGGGACAAGUUAAAAAAGAAGUACGAGGCUGACUUAGCUAGAAAAACUCCUGUCGAUAUAACUGUGACUCUUCCAGAUGGCAAAGAAGUGUCUGCUCAAUCCUGGCGUACAACUCCUUAUGAAGUCGCGAAAAAUAUUAGUCAAGGAUUGGCAGAUAAUACUGUAAUUGCAAAGGUUAACAAUGAAUUAUGGGAUCUUGACAGACCUUUAGAAUACGAUUGCAAGCUUCAAUUAUUAAAAUUUGAUGAUGCGGAAGGUCGACAAGUGUUUUGGCAUUCCAGCGCUCAUAUUCUCGGGGAAGCUAUGGAAAGAAUAUAUGGUGGUUGUCUCUGUUAUGGUCCUCCUAUUGAAAAUGGCUUUUACUAUGAUAUGUAUAUAGGAGACAAAGGUAUUUCUAAUACGGAUUUUCCAUAUUUGGAAAAUAUGUACAAGAAUAUAGCCAAAGAGAAACAGCCGUUUGAACGACUGGUAAUGACAAAGAAAGAUCUUAUGGAGAUGUUCAAGUAUAAUGAAUUCAAAAUACGGAUUAUUGCGGAGAAAAUACAUACGCCCACUACUACAGUUUACAAAUGCGGCCCGUUGAUUGAUUUAUGCAGAGGACCGCAUGUCAGGCACACGGGCAAGAUUAAAGCUCUCAAGAUUACGAAAAAUUCGUCCACGUACUGGGAAGGAAACGCUAAUGCAGAGUCAUUGCAGAGGAUUUAUGGAAUAAGUUUUCCCGAUACUAAGCAAUUGAAAGAAUGGGAAAAGUUUCAAGAAGAGGCGGCCAAACGAGAUCACAGAAAGAUUGGAAAGGAACAAGAAUUAUUCUUCUUCCAUGAGCUGUCGCCUGGUUCUUGCUUUUUCCAACCACGUGGUGCAUACAUAUACAAUACAUUGGUCGAAUUUAUUCGUUCCGAGUACAGAAAGAGAGGAUUCCAGGAAGUGAUUUCUCCAAACAUUUAUAAUAGUAAAUUGUGGCAGACUUCCGGACAUUGGCAACAUUAUGCCGAAAAUAUGUUUUCUUUCGACGUAGAAAAAGAGACCUUUGCAUUAAAACCCAUGAAUUGUCCAGGACAUUGUAUGAUAUUCGACGUUCGAUGCAGAUCAUGGCGCGAGUUGCCGCUCAGAAUGGCAGAUUUCGGCGUGUUGCAUCGUAAUGAAUUAUCAGGCGCGUUAACAGGUCUUACUAGAGUGAGACGAUUUCAACAGGACGAUGCACACAUAUUUUGUUCCGUUGAGCAAAUUAAAGAUGAAAUGAUAGCCGCUCUUGAGUUUUUACGGCAUGUUUACGGCAUCUUUGGUUUUACAUUCAACUUAUGCUUGUCCACGCGACCUGAGAAAUAUUUAGGUAGUUUAAAAGUUUGGGAUCGCGCUGAAAAAGCGUUGGAAGAGAGUCUGAAUGCAUUUGGUCAACCAUGGACCCUUAAUCCUCAAGAUGGCGCAUUCUAUGGACCUAAAAUUGACAUAACACUUAUGGACGCGCUUAAAAGAGCCCAUCAGACCGCUACGAUACAAUUGGAUUUCCAGUUGCCAAUGAGAUUCAAUUUAUCUUAUGUUAAUGAAAAUGGAGAAAAAACACGCCCAGUUAUUAUACACAGAGCUAUUCUAGGCUCUGUAGAACGUAUGAUUGCUAUAUUAACUGAAUCAUAUGGAGGAAAGUGGCCAUACUGGCUUUCUCCUCGACAAGCAAUGGUUGUGCCAGUAGUGUCACAAUUUGAUGAGUAUGCCUAUGAAGUGAAACAGAAGCUUUGGGAUGCUGGUGUCAUGGUAGAAGUCGAUACAGAUUCAAGUGAUACUUUGAACAAGAAGAUUCGUAAUGCUCAGCUUGCACAAUUCAACUUUAUACUUGUUGUGGGAGAGAAAGAACGUAAUGCUGGUACAGUGAACAUAAGAACAAGAGACAAUGUAGUGCACGGUGAAAUGGCAGUAGAAGAGUUGAUUGCAAAGUUGAAAAUUAUGAAGGAAACUAGAGAUCCAAGUGGUGAAUUAAAGUCUUAAUUUAACCUUUCCUCUCAUAUUAAAAACCGUUUAUUUAUUUCUAGAUAUAUGAUAUCUCAAUAGGUAACUUAAUAAUGAUUACGAUUCUCCUAAAUUAUUUUUUUUUUUAAUAUAUAUUUUAAAAUGUAUUUUUUAUUCUUGAUGUAAUUUACACUAUGAAUCAAAUGUCAUAAGAAGCAGAUUAAUAU